Molecule: messenger RNA, 4116 nt
Organism: Hypomesus transpacificus
Lineage: Eukaryota; Metazoa; Chordata; Actinopteri; Osmeriformes; Osmeridae
Gene: rbms1b
Product: RNA-binding motif, single-stranded-interacting protein 1
Exons: 14
Coding region: 328-1527 (399 amino acids)
Cellular component (GO): ribonucleoprotein complex; nucleus; cytosol
Molecular function (GO): poly(U) RNA binding; poly(A) binding; mRNA 3'-UTR binding
Source: RefSeq, a predicted model, not a curated record
AUUUCUCUUAAUGGAUAACAUAUGACGCAUUUUUGGCCAGUAUCUCACGACCAGCAGCGGUCUGGAUCUGAUCACUAUGGCUCUGUCCUAGAGAAAUUCAUACACAUCGUAUAGAGCUGGAUUAUUCGAAGCAGGUCCUGCACGCCCACGCAGAAACCCAUAGUUCAUUUGCACAGAGGCUCGCUGAUUUCAACAGUGCUUCGCAGUUAGAUGGCAGGGUGAGGUUCCUACCGACAGAAUACGAACAUCGUGGGAAACAAAACGGAAUUGACGGAAAUACUGAAGCAUCCUUCAGUUCCUGGCCGACAACGUAACAUUUACAUCUACAUGGGAAAAGUGUGGGAACAACAGAUGUACCCCCACUACUCCUAUCACUAUCCCCAAUACCUGCAAACGAAGCCACCUGUGGGCCCCUCGUCACACCCAAUGGCUCCGCCCAGCCCCAGCCCCAACAACAGCAGCAGCAGUAGCAGCACGGCAGGCUGGGAGCAGCUUAGCAAAACCAACCUGUACAUCCGCGGUCUGCCUCCACCAACCACAGACCAUGACCUGGUCAAGCUCUGCCAACCGUACGGCAAAAUAGUCUCAACAAAGGCGAUUCUGGACAAGACAACCAACAAAUGUAAAGGUUACGGCUUUGUGGACUUUGACAGCCCUGCUGCUGCUCAGAAAGCUGUCACAGCCCUGAAGUCAAGCGGAGUACAAGCCCAGAUGGCCAAGCAACAAGAGCAGGACCCUACCAACCUGUACAUCUCCAACCUGCCGCUGUCCAUGGACGAGCAGGAGCUGGAGGCCAUGCUGAAGCCCUUCGGACAGGUCAUCUCCACGCGCGUCCUCAGGGACUCCAGCGGAGGCAGCAGAGGAGUGGGCUUCGCCAGGAUGGAGUCGCCGGAGAAAUGUGAUGCAGUUAUCUCUCACUUCAACGGCAAGUUUAUUAAGACGCCACCGGGAGUCCUUGCGCCCCCUGAGCCCCUACUGUGUAAGUUUGCUGACGGCGGGCAGAAAAAGAGGCUAAGCCAGAAUAAAUUUGUGCAGAAUGGCCGUCCCUGGGUGAGAGAUGGAGACGCAAGACUGGCUGGGAUGACCCUCACAUACGACCCCACCACAGCUACCAUGCAGAACGGGUUCUACCCAUCUCCUUACAGUAUCGCCAACAGGAUGAUGGCUCAGUCCUCCAUGUCUCCCUAUCUCUCUCCUGUCUCCACCUACCAGGUACAGAACCCUUCCUGGGUGACACACCAACCCUACAUCAUGCAGCACCCAGGAGCGGUGAUAUCACCCUCUAUGGACCAUGCUAUGUCACUGCAGCCCACGUCCAUGAUGAGCCCUCUCACCCAGCAGAUGGGCCACCUGUCCCUGGGCGGUGCAGGAGCGUUUAUGGCCGCUAAUACACCUAUGCAAGGAGCGUAUAUUCCCCAGUAUGCACACCUGCAGACUACGACUCUUCCAGUGGAGGAACACGGGGGGCAGCAGCCUGGAGAUUCAUCUGGAGAUCAACCCCAGUACGCCUACCAGCAGGCCAAGUAACACAGAGGUGUGAGUUGAGCAGAGGAUUGGGACAACAGCUAAAACAAUCAUGUCUUUCUUGGAUGGCUCAAACAUUAAGGAAUUAUCACCAUUUUGCAGGUUCUGCAAUGAUUUCCUUAUGUUUGUGAUGAGAAUAAGUUAGACUAUUUUUGCUAUAAGUUCCAUGAGGUGCAAACAAAGGAUUAAUUACAAGAAAAAAAAAAAAAAAGUUUUAUUUUGAUAAGGAAAAACUAAACGUUUAUUUUUUACCAAUGAUUGUCACAUGGAUGCAAGAACCUAGUGGAUCGUGUGACUCCCUGUUUUAACUGCAUGAUAGUAAAGAUGUCUUCUGUUCAUAUUUUUAUGAUUUUAAUUUUGUUUUCUCUUAUUUUGUAUUGAAAUAGUUUUUAUCUGAAGAUUUAUUAGUGAGACAUCUUGAAAAUUAUGUUUUGUGCUUGCUGUGUGCGUGUUGCUAUGGUGAAGUGUUCAGUGUUUUUCCUUGUAAAGUGAUUUAUCUUAGUGGUCUGCUCUAGAUUGAUCUUGCUGUCUUAUACAAUUUGCCUUAACAAUUUCCGUACAGUAGCUGUACAGGCAACCUCCAAGGCUGGCCAUGCUAGAAAGGGAGAGCUAUUGCCUUGUAAAUCAGCUAAAUAGGGCUUUCUAUUGGAUAUAGCAAAUUAAAUCUGCUGUGUUAUGUGUUUUUGCUUUUUCCCCUCAGAAAAAAAAAAUAUCUGAGUCUGAGUAGAAAAUGUAGAGAGGAAAAAAAAUGAUUUUAGUGAAAUGAUCUUCUGAUUCUGGUUUGAAGAAGAUGUCAUGUUUCUAUCACCAGAAGAUAAUACAUGUCUCUCUGGUUGGUUGAAUAUGGUAGAAAUUAUGCUGAAUGAUUGCAUUUUAAAUCUUGCCUUUUUUGAUUCCUUGGUGUUGUAGAUUAGACAUGGGUGGGGAACAUUGGAGGUGAGGAAUAUUGGAGGGGGGGGGGGGGGGGGGGGUUGGAGGGGGGGGUUGUUGUUUUUGUAUUGUCUUUUGGGGGACAUUGUUGUUGCUCUGUCAGUUUGACAUGAUGUGUCUUUUUCACUUUUCAGUUGAAAUGCAAACAGGCGAACAUGGAUUGAUGAUUGUGCAAAACUAUCAAAGCCUUCCAUUAAGACUUAGGAAAACGUUCUAUGGAGUUUGAGUUGGGAGGAAAAACACAGAGAUAGAUAUGUAGAUUAUAUUGCACCUAGCUCUUUCAUAGGAAACAAACAAGCUUGGCACUUUCAAUCAUAGUUUACCUCACCAAAGACUGUGAGCUAGUAUGUAAAAACAAAUAGCGUCAUUUUUCUUUCUACCCCUGACGUAACUGACUCUUCUUCCAGACUACAUCUCAGUUUGGAGAAUGUGCCUUUUUUUGUACAUUUGCAUUCAGUUGUUGUAGGUUUUAUUCAAGUAUGGACACAGACGAACAAGAAGGAAGACUUGGAUAUAACAAGUGCCACACAUGGAUUUAAUCGCUGUUGGAAAAAUGCAAUGUAAAGAAAUAUGAACCAGAAAGGAAUACAGUUUCAAAACUAUCCAAUUACAAAAACACAGUAAUGAUCAGUUUUACAUGGUGCAAUGGAGAAUGUUAUUGCUAAGUACUAUUAUUUAGGAUCACAGUAGAUUAAGUUUGUCUUCCAGAAAGCCUGUGUUUAGACCUGGUGGUCGGACUGACCAGUUAUCUACCUCGAAGUGUUCCUUCUCCUCUGUAAGGCCGGGUGAGCAGGUCCAGCCGGCCCUCCCAGACCAAACGCCGCGCUCAGGAGCUGGCCUCAUACAGCUGUUUCCUUUCAGGUGGUUUUUAAAUACAUUUUUUUUCCGGACAUAAUUUUUUUUAAGAGGUUUUAUUCCAAUCAGUAUGGGGACAAUUGUGCGUUGAGCAUGUUUUGAGUUGUAUUCAGACAUUCAGUUUCAUAGUUUCAAAAGAUGAACUGCUGCUUUCAUCACAAGCGAUUUCAGAGGCUGACGGAGGUGUUGAAAAGAGAGGGAACACGACAGCAGAGCUGAGAGUGGUGGUAUUCACAGGAUCUGUGCUCCAAUAAACAACCAGGUCCAGACAGACCUGCAGCAUUUCCCCUGUGGUUGGCCUGCGUUUUCCAGAGGACAGGUCUGUGGGGCCUGUACUUGAGAUGUGUUUGAGGGCUGGCUGACACAGAGAAGUUAUACUGUUGAGUGCUUGUGAGGGUCAUGCUGCUAGCUGUCUGAACCGCGUGCCACACUACGUCUGGCUAGAGAUGGAAACGUGCAUCGAAGGGAGACAUGCUCAUUAAUUAACCAUCGUGUUGAACAGUCAUUAAGUUAUAUAAAAAAUAAUAAUUUAUGAAGAGAAAAAGUUUUGUACAGAUCGUUUGAAGAAAUAAAAGAUUUUCAUAGAGAUAUCUAUAUGAGAGUUAAUUGUUUUAUUUUGUUUUACAUGUGCCACACAUUUGCCAGUGGUAACUUGUAUGUCCAGUUUAAGGAAACCUUCUGUAUUUUUGUUUUGUAGUGUUUGUUAAAGCCAAAAAUAUGUUUUUUCGGUAGAUUGUUACCUAAGCUUUAUUUCUGUUCAUUUCUUUGAUUUUUUUUUUUUUUGAAUAAAAACUUCCAUUGGAACUA